CUUCGUGGAUUGCUUCUGAACCCCCCCCCUUUCCCCUCUCCCUGUACCCCCCCUUCUCCCUGCGGCCAACGGAGCCGUCCCCGACCCACCCGCGCUCCCCGGCCCCCCGCGACAUGCCCCCGGUCCCCGCCGAUAAGGCCGCCCCGCAGCCCCCCGCUGCUGCCCCGCAACGAGACGAUGCCGCCGCCGCCGCCGCUGUUGCUCCCGCGGGCUCCGAGACCCGUAGGGAAGCAGAGGGUAUGGACCCCCCCACGGCGGGUGAGGAACGGGCAAUAACGGCACUGUUCGUGGGACCCCCCGGUCCCCCGAAAGCAACUGCAGCUCCGGAACGGGAGACGUGGGCCCGUCAGAUGGAUUUCAUCAUGUCCUGCGUGGGUUUCGCCGUGGGGCUGGGCAACGUCUGGCGCUUCCCUUACCUGUGCUACAAGAAUGGCGGAGGCGUCUUCCUCAUCCCGUAUCUCAUCAUUGUCUUCGUGGGCGGCAUUCCCGUCUUCUUCCUGGAGGUGGCCUUGGGGCAGUUCAUGAAACAGGGGGGCAUCGCCGCUUGGAACAUUGCACCCCUCUUCAAGGGUCUGGGUCUGGCUUCCAUGGUGAUCGUCUUCUUCUGCAACUCCUACUACAUCAUGAUCCUGGUGUGGGGACUCUACUACCUGGUGCACUCCCUGACGGACACGCUGCCCUGGGCCACGUGCGGCCACCCCUGGAACACGGAGCAGUGCACUGAGUUCUUCCACUUGGAGCUCUGCUACAACGCCAGCAUCAAUGCCACCGCCGAGCUCUUCAACGUCAGCUGCGCAGACAUGGGCAACAAGCGCUCGCCCGUCAUCGAGUUUUGGGAGAACAAGGUGCUGCGGCUCUCGGGGGCCCUCAGCGAGCCGGGGGAGAUGAACUGGCAGAUGAUCCUCUGCUUGAUCGCUACCUGGGUCAUCGUCUACUUCUGCAUCUGGAAGGGCGUCAAGUCAACCGGGAAGAUCGUCUACUUCACAGCACUCUUUCCCUAUGUGGUCCUCAUCCUGCUGCUGGUCCAUGGGGUGACACUGCCUGGGGCACUGGAUGGCAUCAUCUACUACCUGAAACCUGACUGGUCCAAGCUGGCCGAGGGGCAGGUCUGGAUUGAUGCUGGCACCCAGAUCUUCUUCUCCUACGCCAUCGGUUUGGGUGCCCUGACCGCACUGGGCAGCUACAACCGCUUCCACAACAACUGCUACAGGGACGCCUACAUCCUGGCCGUGAUCAACAGCUCCACCAGCUUCUUCGCCGGCUUCGUUGUCUUCUCCGUGCUGGGCUUCAUGGCAUCCGAGCAAGGCGUGGACAUCUCCAAGGUGGCUGAGUCCGGCCCCGGGCUGGCUUUCAUCGCCUACCCCAAAGCCGUGACGCUGAUGCCCUUGUCCCCGCUUUGGGCCACGCUCUUCUUCUUCAUGCUCCUCGUGCUGGGGCUGGACAGCCAGUUUGUCGGCGUGGAGGGUUUCAUCACGGGCAUCCUGGACAUGUUCCCCCAGCCGGGGGCUGGCUCGCUGCGCCGCGAGCUCACCGCUGCGCUCUGCUGCAUCAUCUUCUGCCUCAUCGACCUCUCCAUGGUCACAGAGGGUGGCAUGUACGUGUUCCAGCUCUUUGACAACUACUCGGCCAGCGGGAUCACGCUGCUGUGGCAAGCGUUCUGGGAGUGCGUGGUCAUUGCCUGGGUCUAUGGUGCCGACCGCUUCAUGGACGACGUGGCCCGUAUGAUUGGCUACCGGCCCCUGCCCUUCAUGAAGUGGUGCUGGGCUGUGGUGACGCCGCUGGUCUGCGUGGGCAUCUUCAUGUUCCACGUAGUGAACUACAAGCCGCUGACCUACAACAAGACAUACGUGUACCCGUGGUGGGGGGACGCCAUUGGCUGGGUCCUGGCUCUCUCCUCCAUGCUCUGCAUCCCCUGCACCCUAAUCUACAAGCUCCUGCGCUGCAAAGGCUCCCUGCGCGAGCGCUGGCAGCUCCUGACCACUCCAGUCUGGGGCCAUCACCACCUGGAGUACCUGACACCCGAGGCAGAAGCCAAACUGGUGGCCCCAGAGCCCCCCAAGGAGAAGGCGACGCUCUUCGAGACUAUGAUCUGAGCACGGGGAGGGUCGCACUGCUCCCGCCUGCCAUAGCAAUAAUGCCAGCACUGCCUCCCACCGCGCUGUCCCGUGCCCCCCGCACCACCCCGGCCCCCCAGCCUCGCUGCAGGGAGGGGUUAAUGGGGGCCAGGGAGCCGGGGUGGCUGCGGGGAGCAGGAGGGGUCCCCGGGCU
Melopsittacus undulatus (budgerigar) is the source of this 2268-nucleotide messenger RNA. It is a transcript of the gene SLC6A8, whose product is annotated as solute carrier family 6 member 8. Gene Ontology annotation, molecular function: gamma-aminobutyric acid:sodium:chloride symporter activity. Gene Ontology annotation, cellular component: plasma membrane. Lineage: Eukaryota; Metazoa; Chordata; Aves; Psittaciformes; Psittaculidae. The transcript has 14 exons. Bases 114 to 2093 code for a protein of 659 amino acids. Gene Ontology annotation, biological process: sodium ion transmembrane transport. The record is from RefSeq and is a predicted model, not a curated record.